UUGGAUUUUGAAACAUCUCGCACUUUCGAUACAAGAUCUGAGGAAAAAUUGUAAAACUGUUCAAAUACUAACCAAAUGGCAGCACUUCCAAGACGUAUUAUAAAGGAAACCCAGCGGUUAAUGGUGGAACCAGUACCUGGGAUUGUUGCUUGUGCUGAUGAGGCGAAUGCACGACAUUUCCAUGUAACUGUCAAAGGUCCAAAAGAGUCACCAUAUGAAAACGGAGUGUUUAAUUUGGAGCUGUUUUUACCUGAAGAAUAUCCUAUGUCAGCCCCUAAAGUUCGAUUUGUGACAAAAAUUUAUCACCCAAAUAUAGAUAAACUGGGACGAAUAUGCCUUGAUAUCCUAAAAGAUAAAUGGAGUCCAGCUUUACAAAUCCGAACUGUUUUGCUGUCCAUCCAAGCCCUUCUAAGUGCUCCAAAUCCAGAUGACCCCCUAGAAAAUGAUGUAGCUGAAGCAUGGAAGACAGAUGAGGCAAGCGCUAUAGAAACAGCUAAAUCCUGGACAUGUAAAUAUGCAACUGGGAAGAACAUUAAGAACUGAUGGAUGUUUGAUGUGUUAUUGUAUGAGGGUGUGGAGGAGAAACUGCCUCGAGGAUCAACUCCUCACUAUUGGGCAGUUACCAUGGGAGGCCACAAGCAUGCAAUUCAUUUGGGAAAACAGUGAUAACUCGCCAUAUCAUUUUUGUACAUCGGCACUGCUGGAGGAUACAAGUUAAAAGUGUCGAGGGUAACAAGUUUUAAGCAUACUAACACAAGUAUAAUUAGGAGGUGUUGCUGAUAUAGGGGUGAGGGAGGGAUCUAAUGCUUUCCUACAUGUACAGGGCACGUGCAUGGUUAUGAAUUUUUGUGUGAACACAUGUUUAUGGAUAUUUUCAGUACAUAACCAGUAAACUAUACGAGUCACUGAAGUAUGUCUACAGCCAAUUGAAAACAUGGAUGCAAGUGGGUCUGUUAAGUACAUGUGCGAAAAUGAAAAAAAAAGUCAGGCAAAUGUUAAAAAAAAGUCAGGCAAAUGUUAAAAAAAAGUCAGGCAAAUGAAGGUAUUAUUGUUCUGUUGCAGUAAAGUUAUUAUAGUUUUCUGUCAAAUAUUGUGUUUGUUAUAAGUUUCUAAAGAGAAAUAAAUCACUUCACUCUCUCCAACUUAUCAAUCUGUUAUCAUAAAUUCAAUUUGUAACUGACAUUAACUGGAGAUGUCGAAACAAAAUUUAAAAUAUUUUACAUUAGAAAGUCUAGAUCACAGAUUCUGUUUUUAUUCAGUAGGACAUUCAGUUGACCAUUCAGCUAUUUCGAAGGUCAAAUCAUUAAUCUGUAGGGUCAACACAAUGUCCUUCCAAACCAAAGAUUUUAAGACUGAUUUUUGGGAAUGAAAUAAGAUUAUUGCAUGUCCCAGUCAUUGUCUUCUGGAUGUUUGGAGUCUUCAUUACUUUAUAUAAAAUUCAAACAUCUCACAGAUAUCUGUUACUGAUAUUAUUAGUCGAUACAGUUACGUGCGAGUUACUAUGUCUUACUAAUUGAAAGUCUUAAAAAACAAAUUAAUAUGAAUAGAAUGUAACCUACCCAGUUUCAAUGUGUAACAUCUGUUUGAUAUGAGUGAGUGUAUGUAAAUACCAUUGAUGUUUUAAGAAUGAAAGUGUACCUGUCAAGCUUGAAGACAUUUUUAACAUGUAUUACAUUGAUACACCCAAAACACUAACUUCAGGACUCUGACAUGAGAAUUAUGUUUUAUGUGGCUUAGUGUAUGUUUCUUAACCUUUUAGAGUGUAUGAUUUACCUGCUUAGACACAUUAAUUUCCAAUGAGAACAGCACAAAAAUACGGUGUAAUUGGUUUACUUUAUCAUAUUCAAAUUUUGGUAUCAAAACUGGGAGUACCUUAUUGUAACUAUGUGAGGUAACUAGAAAAAUUAGACUUUGAUGAAAAAAACCUGUUAAAUGAUAUAUAACUUUUGAUGUAUGACAAUGGAAAAACCUAUGGAUGAUUUUUUUUACAGAGCAUUGGUUUUUUAUAAGAUAAAAUAGCCCAGUACACUUGUUUUACUCACUAUCAUCUGUAGUAGAGAGUACUAGUAUUUGAGUAAUUUAUCAGCUUAUGAAAGAUGUAGUAAUUUUUUGAGAAAAAGGGUAGAAUUUUUUUUAUACAUGAUGGAUGAUAUGAUUUGAAAAUUUGUUCCGUGGAGGUCGUUUUGGAAAUUUGUUCCUUGGAGGUCGUUUUGGAAAUUUGUUCCUUGGAGGUCGUUUUGGAAAUUUGUUCCUUGGAGGUCGUAGAAACUUAAUAUAACAGAUGAAGCAUGAAUUGCUUCAAAUGUAGUGACGUAUUAACAUUAACAUUCAGGUAUAAGAUUUGUUUGUAUUUAAUUUACUGAUCAUUUGUAGGACAUUUGUGUCAUAAUAAUACGGUUAUUUAUGAUUUUCUUCUACAUGUUUUUAAUGUGUAAUGGUGCCAAGGAAUACAAUAGUGCUAAUUGAUAAUAAACAAUGUGUCUGUAAUUCAGAAGGGCAGACAAUAUGGACUAUAUGUGUAUCAGAAAUCAAAAUGAUACAUAAUAAUUUUGAAAAUCUAAAUAUAGAUUUAAAGGAGAUUAUACGGUCAGAAAUUCUCUCAUUUGUAUGAAGUCUGAAUAGUCAAUUGUUUCAAUGACCAAAACUAACCCUAAUUAUGUGUUGCAGCAGUGAUGUCACAAACAAUGUUAUUGAAUCAUCUUUGUUUUAAUAGUAGUUUUAGCUCGUAUGAAUUAAUAUGAGGCUAGCUGAAUAGUUUUUUUGAAAUUUGUAGCAGUUAAUCUGAUGUAUGUCAAAGGGAGGUAAACAAGAGAUAGUCUCAGUUGCUAGAUUUAUCUCCCUUAAGAAAAAUCAGCACCAGUUCUCAAAUGUUGGAGGAUGUGUCAUAUUAGGGUCCAUUUUAAAAAGUUUUGUUUUGAAGUUCUCAGAAGUCAUCUUUCAAAUCAGCUUUCUGUUUAUAAUGCUAUAACAUACAAAGCUUGCUGAUUUGAAGCUGCAGAAUUUAGACAGAACUUUAUAAAAAUAUGUGUGUAUCCAGUCAUAAAAAAAAAGUUUUAUGAAAGAAUGAACAAAUUACACUUUAAACAUGUGUUGAGUAAAUGGUUUAAAAAAUGUGCAAGUAUAAUUUUGAAUAACAUUAAUGUUAUAAUCGUAUCAAAUUACAUUGAUACAACAUUGAUAGUACAUGUAUACGUUACCUGUUAGAGUGACCACUCUGAAGACGGAUCUCAUACUGUUAUCCUGUGUAGAAUCAGUUAACACUGAAGAAGGUUCUAUGAUCAGUAUGCUACUGGAAUUGGUGGUCAAUGACUGUUGGUUGUACUGUCCGUUGACCUCAGGAUGACGGACAUAUCUAGAUUUUUGUUUGUUGAUAAUAUGGUAUUGGAUUCUACAGCAACUCCAUUCAUCACGCCUUCACUCAGUCUUUAAACAAAUUACGUCCCGCAAAAACUGAAACUGGUUUUGUAUACAUUAUUAUUAAAAAGUUUUAUAAUGAGAGUUGGCAUGCAUUUCCAGCUAUUAAUAGACUGGAGUAGGUAGCCUUAUAUUGUAUAUUGUACGGAGGAAGACUCAAUCUUCGUCAGUUAUGGAGUACAGGUUCACUGUGAAGAUUAUGUAAAUGUCUUGUGUGGUGUCACAAAUAUGGAGGUAUUUAGAGAUUCACUGUAAUAAUUGUAUUAUGUUUGAGAUACUAGAUUUUGAGGUUACAUGUUUUGUGCAUAUCUUUGUUUUUCUCCUUAGUUUUGAUAGUUGCCAUCCACAAGCAUUUCUGGUUUUGAUUUUUUUGUGAUAUAAUGAUCAGUCAUUACAUGCCUCUUACUGAAUUUGAUGUUUCUUACACAAUCAUUCUCAUGUCAGGUUCUAGAUGGAGUUAGCACUUAGUAUUUAUUCUGUCAAUUUUCUUCGGGGCAAUGACAUUCGACUAUUAUGUAAUACAUGCAUAUGUGAGAGACUGAAUUAAAACUUGGAAAAGUAA
Molecule: messenger RNA, 3976 nt
Organism: Ylistrum balloti
Lineage: Eukaryota; Metazoa; Mollusca; Bivalvia; Pectinida; Pectinidae
Product: ubiquitin-conjugating enzyme E2 N-like
Exons: 5
Coding region: 76-543 (155 amino acids)
Biological process (GO): protein K63-linked ubiquitination; DNA damage tolerance
Cellular component (GO): nucleus
Molecular function (GO): ubiquitin conjugating enzyme activity
Source: RefSeq, a predicted model, not a curated record